Molecule: messenger RNA, 4791 nt
Organism: Symphalangus syndactylus (siamang)
Lineage: Eukaryota; Metazoa; Chordata; Mammalia; Primates; Hylobatidae
Gene: TAS1R3
Product: taste 1 receptor member 3
Biological process (GO): G protein-coupled receptor signaling pathway; sensory perception of sweet taste; sensory perception of umami taste
Cellular component (GO): plasma membrane
Molecular function (GO): G protein-coupled receptor activity; sweet taste receptor activity
Source: RefSeq, a predicted model, not a curated record
UGUGCCGUGCAUGUGUCGUUUGCAUAUGUGUGCUGUUUGUGUAUGCUGUGCGUGUGCCAUUUGCGUGUACCAUGCGCAUGUGCCGUUUGCGUGUGCAAAUUGCGUGUAUGCCGUGCACGUGUGCUGUGCGUGUGUGUCGUUUGCAUGCCGUGCAUGUGUGCCGUUUGCAUGCCAUGCACGUGUGCCGUGUGCGUGUGCCAUGCGCGUGUGCUGUGCAUGUGCCAUUUGCGUGUGUGCUGUUUGUGGGUACCAUGCGCAUGUGCUGUUUGUGUGUGCGCUGCAUUCCUGUGCUCAUGUGCCAGGUUCGCAUGUGCACCAUGUUCCUGUGUGCAUGUGUGCUCAGUGUGUGCCAUAUGCAUGUGUGGUGGUCACGCGUGUGCCUCACGGGUCCUCCCUCACAGCACCAUGGGGAAGAGGCACCAGCCAGGGCACACCUCCUGGUAUCUGCUAGGUCUGCCGGGCCAUAGCUGAAGCUGAGUGCCCCCCAGUUCCCCUGGGAGGGCCUGCACCUGGAGCCUGGUGUGUCCCCAAGGGCACCCCCAAAGCAACGCAGAGGCAGAGGAGGAGUCCCAGCCCCGCACACCUGGUGCUGCUCCAGCCGCCGCUCAUUUGCCUGUGGCCCUUCCUCCCUCGUUUGCAUGCCCCCCUGGCAAACUCUACCCCCAGCAGGAGCCACCUGUGUGCCUGCCACACAGGAGUGGCCCAGACGGGUCAGCAGUGUGAGUACAGCUGGCCAUGCGGUUCCUGCAGCUUCCAGGCGUCAGACCCCGGCAGAAGGGCUGAGACCCUCAAGGAACUCUGCUCCCAAGUAGGCUGGGAGAGCACCGCCACCACCCCAGGGCCCUCUGCAGCUGCAGGGUGGAGGCCUGGCUGGCCGGCUGCCCACUGGCCUGACUGGUCUGCAGGCCUAGGGGGCCCACCCCUGCCGCCCCUGCACAGCCUUGAGUUGGAGCCAGAAGCUCCUGGGGCUGGGUAGGAGGCGUUUCUGUGCUUAUGAAAAGCCCCAGAGCUGGGUGUCUCUGCAUCCCUCCCACGCAGCUGAGACCUCAGAGCCCUGGAGUUCCCUUUGACCCCUCUCCUCUCCACAGCCUGCUGAGUAACUCCAGGAAUGGGGGGGUGGCGAGGGGCUCAGCCACAGGCAGGGAACAAGGCCACAGACAGCGACUGAGCAGAGCCUGCCUGCCAGUCAGUGCUGGCCAUAGAGCCUAGCAGUGGCCUCAGGCAGAGCCUGACGCGCACAAAUUUUCAGGCCCAGGAAGCAAGGACACCACUGGGGCCCCAGGGUGUGGCAAGUGAGGAUGGCAAGAGUUUUGCUAAACAAAUCCUCUGCCCACUCCCCGCCCUGGGCUCACUCCAUGUGAGGCUCCAGUCAAGACAGCCACCUGCAGUGCCUAUUGGAAGUUGCCUGUGCCAUGCUGGGCCCUGCUGUCCUGGGCCUCAGCCUCUGGGCUCUCCUGCACCCUGGGACGGGGGCCCCAUUGUGCCUGUCACAGCAACUUAGGAUGAAAGGGGACUACAUGCUGGGGGGGCUGUUCCCCCUGGGCGAGGCCGAGGAGGCUGGCAUCCGCAGCCGGACACGGCCCAGCAGCCCUGUGUGCACCAGGUUCUCCUCGAACGGCCUGCUCUGGGCACUGGCCAUGAAAAUGGCCGUGGAGGAGAUCAACAACAAGUCGGAUCUGCUGCCUGGGCUGCGCCUGGGCUACGACCUCUUCGAUACGUGCUCAGAGCCUGUGGUGGCCAUGAAGCCCAGCCUCAUGUUCCUGGCCAGGGCAGACAGCCGCGACAUCGCCGCCUACUGCAACUACACGCGGUACCAGCCCCGCGUGCUGGCUGUCAUCGGGCCCCACUCGUCAGAGCUCGCCCUGGUCACCGGCAAGUUCUUCAGCUUCUUCCUCAUGCCCCAGGUCAGCUAUGGCGCUAGCAUGGAGCUGCUGAGCGCCCGGGAGACCUUCCCCUCCUUCUUCCGCACGGUGCCCAGUGACCGCGUACAGCUGACGGCCGCCGCGGAGCUGCUGCAGGAGUUCGGCUGGAACUGGGUGGCCGCCCUGGGCAGCGACGACGAGUAUGGCCGGCAGGGCCUGAGCAUCUUCUCGGCCCUGGCCGCCGCUCGUGGCAUCUGCAUUGCGCACGAGGGCCUGGUGCCGCUGCCCCGUGCCGACGACUUGCGGCUGGGGAAGGUGCAGGACGUGCUGCACCAGGUGAACCAGAGCAAUGUGCAGGUGGUGCUGCUGUUUGCCUCCGUGCACGCCGCCCACGCCCUCUUCAACUACAGCAUCAGCAGCAGGCUCUCGCCCAAGGUGUGGGUGGCCAGCGAGGCCUGGCUGACCUCUGACCUGGUCAUGGGGCUGCCCGGCAUGGCCCAGGUGGGCACGGUGCUUGGCUUCCUCCAGAGGGGUGCCCAGCUGCACGAGUUCUCCCAGUACGUGAAGACGCACCUGGCCCUUGCCGCUGACCCGGCUUUCUGCGCCACCCUGGGCAAAAGGGAGCAGGUUCUGGAGGAGGACGUGGUGGGCCAGCGCUGCCCGCAGUGUGACUGCAUCACGCUGCAGAACGUGAGCACAGGGCUAAAUCACCACCAGACGUUCUCUGUCUACGCAGCUGUGUAUAGCGUGGCCCAGGCCCUGCACAACACUCUUCAGUGCAACGCCUCAGGCUGCCCCACACAGGACCCCGUGAAGCCCUGGCAGCUCCUGGAGAACAUGUACAACCUGACCUUCCACGCGGGCGGGCUGACGCUGCGGUUCAACAGCAGCGGAAACGUGGACAUGGAGUACGACCUGAAGCUGUGGGUGUGGCAGGGCUCAGUGCCCAAGCUCCACAACGUGGGCAGGUUCAAUGGCAGCCUCUGGACAGAGCGCCUGAAGAUCCGCUGGCACACGCUUGACAACCAGAAGCCUGUGUCCCAGUGCUCGCAGCAGUGCCAGGAAGGCCAGGUGCGCCGGGUCAAGGGGUUCCACUCCUGCUGCUACGACUGUGUGGACUGCAAGGCGGGCAGCUACCGGCACAGCCCAGACGACCUCGCCUGCACCUUUUGCCGCCAGGAUGAGUGGUCCCCGGAGCGGAGCACACGCUGCUUCCGCCGCAGGUAUCGGUUCCUAGCAUGGGGCGAGCCGGCUGUGCUGCUGCUGCUCCUGCUGCUGAGCCUGGCGCUGGGCCUUGUGCUGGCUGCUUUGGGGCUGUUCAUUCGCCAUCGGGACAGCCCACUAGUUCAGGCCUCGGGCGGGCCCCUGGCCUGCUUUGGCCUGGUGUGCCUGGGCCUGGUCUGCCUUAGCGUCCUCCUGUUCCCUGGCCAGCCCAGCCCUGCCCGCUGCCUGGCCCAGCAGCCCUUGUCCCACCUCCCGCUCACGGGCUGCCUGAGCACGCUCUUCCUGCAGGCGGCCGAGAUCUUCGUGGAAUCAGAACUGCCUCUGAGCUGGGCAGACCGGCUGAGUGGCUGCCUGCGGGGGCCCGGGGCCUGGCUGGUGGUGCUGCUGGCCAUGCUCGUGGAGGCCGCACUGUGCACCUGGUACCUGGUGGCCUUCCCGCCGGAGGUGGUGACAGACUGGCGCAUGCUGCCCAAGGAGGCACUGGUGCACUGCCGCACACGCUCCUGGGUCAGCUUCGGCCUAGCGCACGCCACCAACGCCACGCUGGCCUUCCUCUGCUUCCUGGGCACCUUCCUGGUGCAGAGCCAGCCGGGCCGCUACAACCGUGCCCGUGGCCUCACCUUUGCCAUGCUGGCCUACUUCAUCACCUGGGUCUCCUUUGUGCCCCUCCUGGCCAACGUGCAGGUGGUCCUCAGGCCUGCCGUGCAUAUGGGCGCCCUCCUGCUCUGCGUCCUGGGCAUCCUGGCAGCCUUCCACCUGCCCAGGUGUUACCUGCUCAUGCAGCAGCCAGGGCUCAACACCCCCGAGUUCUUCCUGGGAGGGGGCCCUGGGGAUGCCCAAGGCCGGAACGACGGGGACACAGGAAAUCAGGGGAAACAUGAGUGACCCCUGACCCUGUGAUCUCAGCCCCAGUGAACCCAGACCUAGCUGAGAUCCCCCCAAGCCAGCAAUGACCCGUGUCCCCCUACAGAGACCCUCCCGCUCUAGAUUCUGACCCCAGGUUGUCUCCUGACCGACCCCACAGUGACCCCUAGGCCUGCAGCACGUGGACACCCCUGUGACCAUCUGGGCCCCAGAGCCAAGCUGUGUCCCUAUCCCUCUGUGCCCAGGUAACCCAGACCCACCGUUCUGAAAAGAGGCCCAGAGGGCUCUCAGGGUCCCUGCAACCCACACCAUGAGCUCAGGAAAAGGACGCAGGGAGGCCCCAGCCAGAUGGCUGGAAGCCCAAACCAGGCCCUGCCGACCUGACCAUGUCCCGCCAGGGCCCCCACCCAGCACCCUGCCAGGCACCACAGCAGUGGGAGGCCACGUGGGGGCACACAAGCAUAUGCCCAGGGCAGAGCCCGCCCAGGUGGGGGUGGCACCCAGCUUCCUUCUGUGCCCCUGGCCCAGUGCGUAGACAGCAUCAUGACUGUCACCAGUACCAGGGACAGAGCCCAGGUGGGGUGGGGGCGGGGUCCAGCACCGACCACCAGGACCCUGGAGCCAGCACCAUGGACAGAAAACUGCCCACCAGGUCCGACGCCAGCACCCGCCAGGCUCACACAGGGUCUUGGGUCAGAGUCCCAUGGUCAGCCCCCAGCAGGGCCUAGGGGAGGCUGGACCAGCUCCCUAUGCCUCAUUCCAAGGCAGCCCAGCCGGAGAGAAGGGGCACAGGCCACACAUCUGUCCCAUAAAAUUAAACGCUUUUUAGUGUUUAAAAUAA